Colias croceus (clouded yellow) is the source of this 1104-nucleotide messenger RNA. It is a transcript of the gene Tango2, whose product is annotated as transport and Golgi organization protein 2. The coding region runs from base 234 to 1064 and encodes 276 amino acids. Gene Ontology annotation, biological process: protein secretion; Golgi organization. The record is from RefSeq and is a predicted model, not a curated record. Gene Ontology annotation, cellular component: Golgi apparatus. The transcript is spliced from 6 exons. Lineage: Eukaryota; Metazoa; Arthropoda; Insecta; Lepidoptera; Pieridae.
UUGUUUUUUGUACUCUGGAAUUUGAUCAGCAUGAUUUGGUUUGAUCGUCGAAUACACAUGAUAAGUGAUAACAUUGAUUAUUUUAUAGAGAAGAUAGUAAAACUAUUAUAUAAAGGGAAUACAAGAUAACUAAGCUUUAGAAGCCGAAAUUUUAUAAAUCAAUUUGUGAAAAUAAAUAAAAGUGAAUAUUUUUAUAGCGUAGAUCACCUAGUGUUCCGGCUUGCGUACUAAAAAUGUGUAUUAUAUUUAUUUACAACGCCUUUGAUGAUCAAGAAAGUGACUAUAGUUUAAUAAUAGCGACUAACCGAGAUGAAUAUUAUGAUCGCCCUUCAAUAAAUAUGUCUUCGUGGAAAGAAUAUCCACAUGUAUAUGGAGGGAGAGAUAUGGAAGCAGAAUGUCAAGGCACCUGGUUAGCAUAUUCAUCAUUGCAAAAUAAACUUGGAGUGUUACUCAAUUUGCCUGGUGUUAAAAAAGUAAAUGCAAAAAGUAGAGGUAAAAUAGUAGCAGACUAUGUUAUAAAUAAUUCAACAAUCGAUUCUUAUAUACAAACUAUACAAAAUUAUGUUCAUGACUGCAAUGAGUUUAUAUUAGUAGCAAUAGAGAUUAGGAAUAAUGAGCCCUUGAUUCAAACCUACAACAAUGCUACAAAUAAACUGGAGAAAUACAAUGAAGCUUGUGUAGGCUUUUCAAAUAGCCUCCCAAACAAUCCUUUGAAAAAGGUAGAAGAGGGAAAGAAAAAGAUGAAAGAUAUAUGUGAAGAUCAUAAGAAACUCGAAAAUAAGGCAAUGUUGAUUGAAAAACUAAUUGACCUAUUGAAAUGGGAAGAGAGGCAUCUUCCUGAUCAAGUGCUACAAAACAGAAAGCCAAAUGACUAUCACUGGUUCAGUUCAGUCUUUGUAACUAUUCCUCCUGUGCGCUAUGGUACCAGAACCCACACUCUGUUGCUGGUAACGAAGAGUGGACAAGUGGAUCUUAUAGAAAUAUAUUUACAAUCUCCGAUUGACCUUUCAAAGCCUGAAUGGAAAAGAUCCGAUUUUCAAUUUAAUAUAAAACCUAAUGUAUAAUUUAAAAGGAUGAUAAAAUAAAACAAACAUGAUUUAUGUA